Molecule: messenger RNA, 3404 nt
Organism: Drosophila ficusphila
Lineage: Eukaryota; Metazoa; Arthropoda; Insecta; Diptera; Drosophilidae
Product: ATP-binding cassette sub-family G member 1
Exons: 12
Coding region: 582-2855 (757 amino acids)
Cellular component (GO): plasma membrane
Molecular function (GO): ABC-type transporter activity; ATP binding; ATP hydrolysis activity
Source: RefSeq, a predicted model, not a curated record
GCGAGCGACGCGGACGCACAUGCAGCUAUAUGUACAUAUAGCCAGAAUCGGGGAAAAUCGAGGCAGACAGAAAAUCGAAGCACAUUAUGUAUAGCAGACGCAAUUGAAAUUAAUUUACGCGUCGCUGCCCAUCUGCAUAAGUUCAAUGGAAGCAGAGGCAAAAGCCGGAGCAAAAGCAGUCCGAACGGAAAAAUGUGAAGAAAGUGCAACGAAAUCAAAUUAGAAAAACAAAAACCGAGAAGUGCGCCUAACAACAAUAAAACAAUCAUCGCGUGUUCGUUUAUAUGUUAAUGAAAGGUUAAUUAAGAGGACUGCAAUUAUUCCGCGAUACAAUUGGAUUGCGAAUACCUAAAAACAUUGUUGUUUGAUUAUGUGUUUUCAUUCAUAAAGUUUGUUCUGUGUUCAAUUUGACGUCGCAUCACCUCGGUUCUCGAGCAGAAACCAAAAUCUUUGUAUACUAUAACCGCAAAUAGAAAAGUAGGCGGAGCUUAAAAAAUCCAAAAUCGAAGAAAGAACAACUGAAGAACUUGCAGUCAACAGAGUAUUUUACUAAUCAGAAAUAUUGAGAAAUCAGCGAAAACAUGACACUCUUGCCAGAUAUCAAGGCUUCGGACGCCGCCUGCUGUGUCGGUGGUGCAAAUAGUGAUGCAAGCAGCAGUUCCGGGGGCAGCCACAAAGGUCAUCAUGAUAGCCACGACAGCGGUUGCCUGGGCAUCAACUGUUGCACCACCGCCGCCAGCUCGGAGCUGUCCAUCGAUGAGACCUCUUCGACCUCGUCCAGAGGGUCCUCAGAGCUGACCACCAAGGUGACGAACGAUCUGAACGGAUUCCAAAAGCCAAACUAUCACCAGGCGGUGGCUCAUGCCAAUUUCGACCACUGCGAUCCAGUGGACAUCGAGUUCUCCGACGUGCGAUACACUGUGAGAAAGUUCUCUUUUCCAGAAAGAAAAUUUGUUACCAAGGAAAUCCUCCAUGGUCUCAAUGGCAGCUUUCGUUCAGGCGAACUCACUGCCAUUAUGGGUCCUUCCGGAGCCGGCAAAAGUACGCUUUUGAAUGUGAUGUCCGGUUUUAGUUCCACUGGAGUGUCGGGCAAUAUACGAGUGAAUGGAAAGCCAAUGUCGCCCAGCUCGGAGAGAUUCCGCCAGAUGCUCUGCUAUAUCCACCAGGACGAUCUCCUGCGACCCCAACUCAUGGUGGGGGAGAUAAUGCUUCUGGCGGCCCAUCUGAAGUUGGGCUUCAAGGUCACCAAGGCGUACAAAAUGGAUCUGAUCAAACACAUCUUAUCGCUGCUGGGUCUGGAUCAUCGCUAUAAUGUGCCCACGGGAAAGCUUUCCGGAGGACAGAAGAAGCGACUCGCCAUUGCCCUGGAGCUGAUAAGUAAUCCUCCCGUACUAUAUCUGGACGAGCCGACGACUGGCUUGGACAGCUCCUCGUGCAGUUCCUGCGUGGCUCUGCUGAAGAAACUCGCCUCGCAGGGCCACACGAUAGUGUGUACGAUCCACCAGCCGAGUGCCCUGAUCUUCGAGAUGUUCGACAAGCUCUACACCGUGGUGGAUGGCCACUGCAUGUACCAGGGUCCUGUCAGGGAGUUGGUUCCCUUCCUCGCCGACCAGCAGCUCGUCUGCCCGAGUUAUCACAACCCGGCGGACUAUCUGCUGGAAGUGGCCGUGGGCGAGCAUCAACGUGAUCUGAAUGAACUAAUCCACGCGGCCAAUAAAAAGUAUUACGAGGAUGUCGAUCGCUAUCGCUAUAUGAGCAGUGCCGAUAUGACUCGCCUCGUGGCAACAAUUACAGACAAGAUUGGCGGCAAGACGCUGGGAAAGUCAGUUGCGCUGUCGCAAUUCUCCAGCUACGAUUAUGUGAAAGCGUCGCCGCAGGAAUUGGCUCUGGAGGAGAUCAAGGCACUCAGCGGUCCCACGGAGCCGGUGGACCAAGAUCACCUGGAGAAAAACCAACUGCAGCAGCCACUUGCCAACGAAAAAGAGCUUGCCAAGCCGUCGAAUGCCACCAGAUCGGCCUCGUUCCUCAUGCAAUACCUCCUCCUGAUGCAGCGCAUCUUGAUCUGUGCCAAACGCAGCUACUUUUUGCUGCUGGCCCGCAUAUUCUCGCACAUUUUCAUUGGAGUCGUCUUUGGAUAUCUGUACAUGAACGUGGGCAACAAUGCCCAGAGUGUGCUGGGCAAUUACGUCUAUCUCUACGGCUCCACUCUGCUCUUGGUCUACACCGGCAAAAUGGCUGUGGUCUUGACAUUUCCGCUCGAAAUUGACAUGCUGACACGGGAGCACUUCAACCGCUGGUACAAACUGGGUCCCUACUUCCUCUCGCUGAUCUCCUUCGAAAUACCCUUCCAGAGUCUCUGUACCGCCAUGUACAUUGUCAUCAGCGUACACCUCACUGGCAACGAUGUGGUGGAUUCAUUCCGGAUCUACUACUUCAUGCUGCUGGGAAUAAUGGCCUCAUUAAGUGCCCAGGCCUGGGGCUUUUUCGUGGGAGCCACGCUGCCGACUAAGCUUGCCGUUUUUCUGGGACCCAUUCUGGCUGUGAUGUUCUCCGUGUUCGGAUUCUGCACACGCUAUAUUGACAUAACGCCCCUUUUCCGAUGGAUGUGGCACCUGAGUUACUUCCGAGCCGGAUUCCACGGGGCACUGAACGCCAUCUACGGCAUGGAUCGACCCUUCCUGGAGUGCCCCGAGACGGCGAUGUACUGCCACUUCCGCAGCCCGAAGGUCUUCCUCAAGUACAUGAUGAUCUCGGACGUGCACAUGUCCGACUGCCUCAUCCUGAUGGGAACCGUGAUCGGGGUCAUGCACGUCCUGACCCUCAUCACAUUGUGGCACAAGCUCAACAGACGAUAGGAUACCUGGGAUAUUCUACUCGAGGUUUUAAUCCUUCUGUAAAUAAUCGGGUGUCUUUUAAUCUCUAGUUUUAAGAUCGACACUGAAUUUAUAAAAUUUCCUUUUAUUUUUUUAAUUGAUUGACCCAUCCGAAGUUAGCUAAGGUAUUUAUUUAUGUAAUCUCUGAAACAUUGUACGCAAGAAGGCUUUAGGGUAGUUUACUCCAGUUUAAGUGCUGAUAUACCAAAAACAAGAAGGAAACGUAACACAAACACACAAUUUUAACCCCCAGUUAUCAUCUUGCCUAGUAAACUUCAUCAACUGAGCUGGGUUCCCGAUCCCGCGGAGAAUUCCAGCUAUGCCAAAUCUUGAAUAUUCAUCCAUACGUUUAUAAGUCCGCAACAAAGAUACAUUUGUGAUCAACAUUUUGUUUUGUCUCCUUAGUUUUAGUUUUAGUGCUAAGUUCGAAUUAUUUCAAUGUGGAACAUAAUGUUUAGUUCGUGUAGCAAAUGCUUUAGUUUUUGAUUAUCUUGAUUUCGUAAUAAAUUGUCUGGUUAAAUUGAUUACUUA